AUGUUGAAGAAAAUUCAGGUAAACAUUCCAUUGAUUGAUACUUUAAAGGAGAUGCCUGGCUAUGCAAAGAUAAUGAAGGACUUGAUGUCCUGCAAGUUCGAUUUUCAAGACUUGGCCACGGUUAUACUGACUCAGACCUGCAGUACUGUUGUGAUGAGACCCAUAUCUGAGAAGUUGUCUGACCCAUGGAGUUUCACAAUCCCGUGCACAAUAGGCAACUUUGCAUUUUCUAAGGCACUAUGUGAUUUGGGAGCAAGCAUAAACCUUAUGCCCCUAGCUAUCUACAAAAGGCUAGGAAUUGGAAGAGCUAGACCCACGUCUAUGCUACUACAGCUGGCUGACCGAACAGUGAAGAGGCCCUUUGGGAUUUUGGAUGAUGUAUUGGUGCAGGUUGGAAAAGAGCUCAAGAUGAGAUUAAAUGAUAAAGAGAUAACAUUCAACGUUCAGAAAUCUAUGCGGAGACCGAAUGAAUUUUCUAAUUGCUCUCUAAUAAAUGCGGUGAAUGUAGUCCCGGAGGAGGAAUAUGAAGCUUUGAACAUUAAAGACCCUCUAGCAGCUUGUCUUAUGAACUUAGACGAAGCUAAUGGUGAAGACUUGGCAGAGUGGGUACUUGCUCUUGAAGGCCAAGGUUUUUGGAAAAGGGAGCUUGAAUUUGAGGCUUUGCACUUAGAGGAAAGGAAACUCCUCUAUCUAAGUCGUCAAUAG
Molecule: messenger RNA, 705 nt
Organism: Nicotiana tabacum (common tobacco)
Lineage: Eukaryota; Viridiplantae; Streptophyta; Magnoliopsida; Solanales; Solanaceae
Source: RefSeq, a predicted model, not a curated record